AUAUUACUUAUUCCAAAUAUGAUUUGGUACCCAGAAAGUGACGGAUUCUGCAUUUAUUUCCCUGACUUUUCCUUUCAAUGUCAAAGUUAUCAAACUACUUACAUGGCGCAAGGUAUCUUUAAGUUGGGUACUCCCGACUAGAGCAUUUCUACUAGUUUCGUUAGAAGUAGUUGCAUUCUGCUCAACUUUGAGUUCAGAUAGCACACUUUGAGCACUUCUGGCUUACGUUCGGGAACGAGCAGCAGUAUAAAUAAAUGCGCUGCAAAAGCUAUUGGAAUAUUAGAAACGCACAGUUAACUGCAGUAGACACAGCUGUGCAACGACAGUGCAACUUAUUUGGUUACCUCAAACAUCAAGUUGAAAUGUCAGCUGAAUCAAAGCCCAAGCCCACAGGUAGGAAUGUGCCCAACUGGGUGCAGCCCGAGGUAUUUAUGGAUGUGCUGAGGGAAACGGUCAAUGGCUUCUCCAAGAUCAAGAGCUUCAAGGCCAACAGCGGAUCAGCAGCCGGUGAAAACUAUACGACAAUAAUGUUUCGUGUGAGCAUAGCUGUCGAGCUAGAGAAUGGUAAAGAGCAAUUCGUGUCGUAUAUGCUCAAAGUGCCACAUGAGAUGGAGAUCUUUAAGAAAUUUAUGGAGAGUAAUAAUAUAUUUACAAAUGAAUCCGACAUGUACAAGACCAUAGUACCUGAGCUGGAGCAAAUCUAUCGGUAUGCUGGUUUAGAAGUGAAAUUUGGUGCCAAUGCCUACGAGCUGAAGGACGUCAAAUCAGAUUAUAUACUUCUCGAGGAUCUGGCACCUAGAGGCUUCAAGAACACUAAUCGCAUUGAGGGCCUGGAUCAGGUGCACGUUGAAUGCGCCCUCAAAAGGCUGGCGAUGUGGCAUGCCGCAUCCAUGGUACGCGUGGCUACCAAGGGUGACUAUCCCGAUUACAUAACGCGUUCCUACUACAGGGAAGAACUACUCCCAAUUCUAACUGAGGUAAACAAAGGCCUUGCUCAGAACUUUAUUAAAGCAUGUAAGCAGUACGAAAACAACGAGGAUUACAUAGACAAAAUAGUAGAGUUGGCACCCAAAAUAACUGAAGAAAUAUUCAAAAUGGCCAAAGUAGACCCAAACUUUUUAAAUGUCCUAAAUCAUGGGGACUUUUGGAGCAACAAUAUGAUGUUCUCUUACGACGCCUUUGGCCAGAUCAAGGACCUUAUGCUAGUGGAUUACCAAGUGCCGAAGUGGGGCAGUGUUGCUCAAGAUCUGGUCUACUUCCUGAUUUCUUCGACUAAAUUCGAAAAUAAGCUUACCAAAUUUGACAGCAAUAUUAAGUUCUAUUACGAUAAUCUAGUUGAGUAUCUGAACAUAUUAAAUUAUCCUAAGAGCAUGCCUUUACUCCGCGAACUGCAUAUAACGAUCUACAAGUAUGGCUUCUGGGGUUACCUGACAGCCACUGGCGCAAUGAGCACUGUUCUGGUCGAAUCUACGGAUACGGCAAGUUUUGAGAACUUUAUCAGCGACUCCACGGAGGGCACCGUCUUUAAGAACCUACUCUAUACCAAUCCACGAUAUCUGAAACAUAUCCAGGCCGUAUUGCCAUGGUUGCUAAAUCGUGGCGCGCUUCAGGGAUUCUGAGUAGUUUGCUGUAAAUAAGGGACAAAUUUAAUACACAUUCAAUAUAUAUUUACAUCCUGAUUGAACUUAUAUUUAAAAAGUUAUAAAAAUAGUUAUAAUACCCACUGUUAAUGUCUGCCAAUUACUAAGAGGCAACAGUGCUCUAGUCGGGUGUGGCCGAA
Molecule: messenger RNA, 1780 nt
Organism: Drosophila hydei
Lineage: Eukaryota; Metazoa; Arthropoda; Insecta; Diptera; Drosophilidae
Exons: 4
Coding region: 255-1619 (454 amino acids)
Source: RefSeq, a predicted model, not a curated record